CUUUUUAAUAGACGUGUAAAAUUACAUUCUGGAGUUUAACGGCAUUUGUUUAAGAAACCUUGGUUGAGAAAAACAUAAUCAGUUGUACUUAAGACAACAUUAUUGCAACAAUAACCGCUACUAUGGAUUUUUCACCAUUAUAUUUUAUAGAGAAUGUUAGUGUCCAAAGUUUGUUAUUUGGAUUAGUUAUUUUACUGGUUAUGCGAUGGUUUAUGGCGCUACCAAAAUCUAACUACAAUUUACCACCGGGUCCUAGAGCUCUUCCAAUAAUUGGAAAUCUACUUCAGGUCCUUUCCAUUACCGAAUUUUAUUCAAUGUUGAAAGAGCUCAAAAAACAAUAUGGCGAUAUUUUUAAACUCAAAAUUGGUCCAUAUAACUACGUGUUUGUAUGUAAAACUGAAACGAUUUUGGAAGGACUAGUAAAGAAAGGACAACAUCUGAAUGGAAGGAGUUCACUCUAUGUUUUAGAUAAAGUAUUCCAAAACAAAGGUAUCGCUUUUAGUUCUGGAAAACAAUGGAAAGACCAGAGAAAGUUUACCAUGUCAGCACUUCGGGAUCUAGGAGUAGGCAAAAAAGUUCUGGAAGAAAAGAUAUCUUUAGAAACCCAGAGAUUAGGCGAAGCUUUUCAAUCUCAAAAUGGUAAACCGUUCUCCUUGAAUAAACAGUUGUCACUCUUCACUUCGAGUAUCAUAUACAAUAUCAUAUUUGGUAAAAGGAUCAAAUACAGUGAUUCUGAGUUCGUGGAGAUCGUUGAACAUUUUCACGAUGUGUUCAAAUAUAUUAGUGUAUUUGUACCAGAAAAUUUCUUUCCAUUCCUCAGAUUUUUUCGGUGGAAUUCUCCCAUAGAAAAGGUUAUAAGGAAGCAGGAGAAGGUCCGAAGUUACGUAAAAUAUAAAAUCAUAGAACAUAAAGAAACGUUUAAUGCUGAAAACAUAAGAGAUUUCAUUGAUAUGUAUUUGCUGACGCUUGAGAAGGAACCAAACAGUGAAACGUUAACUGAUGAGAAUUUGUUCCACACAAUUUGCGAUUUAUUUCUGGCUGGAACCGACACAACUGCUAGCCAUCUUACCUGGGCUUUUGUCUGUAUGGCCAAAUACACGGAUGUACAGGAGAAGUGUCGAGAAGAAAUUGUACAGAUCACCAAUGGGACCAGACCUGUUACAAUGGAAGACAAACCACAUAUGACAUACGUUGCAGCAACUCUUUUUGAGGUUCACAGAAUUGGGACAAUUGCUUCUGUAACUGCUCCACACACCGCUGAAGUUCAAACAACUCUUCAAGGUUAUGAUAUUCCAAAAGGUACUCUCGUUUCAUUCUUAUUAUUGGAAGCUCAUUCUGAUCCGAACCAUUGGGAUAAACCAGAGGAAUUCCGUCCUGAAAGAUGGAUUGAUGAAAAUAAUGAGUUAAAGAAAAAUGAGGCUUUUUUACCUUUCGGUUCGGGUCCAAGAAUGUGUUCAGGAAUGUCAUUAGCCAAUAUGGAAGCUUUCCUGGCUUUUACAAACAUCUUACAGAAAUUUCAGUUGGAAAGACCUGACGAAACACCAAUGACGCUAGAGGGCAACCUGUCUGGCCUCGUUUAUGCCCCAACGAAUGAUGAUAUCCGUGCAAUACCAUUGUGAUAUACUUUGGACAGCAAGAAGAUAUCUUUUGGAAAGUAGGGGAAAAUUUUCUUCGUAGAAUACUGGCAGAUCCGCGAUAGUAAAUUAUAGUAUUUCUCUAUGCUUUCACUCAUAGUAGUUCUCCAACAAUAUUAUUAGAUAGACACACAUGGUAAUAUAUGUAUGCUGGUAUAUCAAUAGGAAUAUCUGCGGAUAUGCACCGUGACAUAUAGAGAAUAGAAAUAGACAAACUUUCGAGAAAUAUGGUGGACAAAAUGUCUUCCUUUCCCUUCGUAAUUUCCUUGAGUUACAGUUUUCUUUAAGUUGCUAAUUCAUGUACACUCCUUCGUAUAAUUCACGCAAAUAAAACUAUAAGAUAAAUUAUCAUUUCGUUAUUGCAUUGGCUUUGCGAGAUUCUUUUUGUGAUUUCGUGUGU
Messenger RNA from Octopus sinensis (East Asian common octopus), 2034 nucleotides. Its product is annotated as cytochrome P450 2B1-like. Gene Ontology annotation, biological process: xenobiotic metabolic process. The record is from RefSeq and is a predicted model, not a curated record. The transcript has 8 exons. NCBI's taxonomy places the organism in Eukaryota, Metazoa, Mollusca, Cephalopoda, Octopoda, Octopodidae. Gene Ontology annotation, molecular function: oxidoreductase activity, acting on paired donors, with incorporation or reduction of molecular oxygen, reduced flavin or flavoprotein as one donor, and incorporation of one atom of oxygen; heme binding; iron ion binding. Gene Ontology annotation, cellular component: cytoplasm; intracellular membrane-bounded organelle. The coding region runs from base 123 to 1619 and encodes 498 amino acids.